AUGGAAACCGUGCUUCCGGAGAAAGCAGAACAAAAGAGAAAGCAGAUAAAAGAUAUGAUCGCGAAAGAUGCUGUGGCCCACGAAGGGGAUAACAAGCAGUAUAAUACUUACGAGAUCAACUUCGCAUUGAAGGAAAUGCUAAUAGAAAUGGGGUUCCCGAAUAUGGACUGGACUAUGUGGCUUUUCACAAAACCAAGGAUAAUUAUUAACAAUUCUCGGAAAAUGGAUGUUGUUCCUAUAUACAUCCUAUCUGGAGAACAAGCUAUUGCCCCGGAUUGUAUAUUGAAAGAAGGGUAUUCCGUGAAUUUUACGAAUCAACCGGUGCUCCAACCCAAGGUCGUUGUUGUUUUUAUAUUUCCCUUCGAUAAACAGUCGACAAGCCCCGCUCAAUCACUUGAUGCUCCCAGGGUACAACAUUAG
Messenger RNA from Microsporum canis CBS 113480, 420 nucleotides. RefSeq lists its product as uncharacterized. The record is from RefSeq and is a predicted model, not a curated record. The transcript has 2 exons. Lineage: Eukaryota; Fungi; Ascomycota; Eurotiomycetes; Onygenales; Arthrodermataceae. The coding region runs from base 1 to 420 and encodes 139 amino acids.